AUGGCUGCUUCGUUUAUUUGCCGUCGAUACGUCUUGGACGAUAAUGGUGAGUGAAUUAACAAGAGAAAAUAUGUAUAUGGUAUAUCAUUUUGGGCGCUACGACUUUUGGGUCAGCGACGGUUCGCGUCCAUACAUAACACCUAUUUUUGGGCAUUUUAUAUGUACUCACAUCAAUAAUAUCUAGAUAAAAGUAAUGGAUCCUCGUUUUUUGUCGCAAAUGUUGGUCUUUGAUAUGUUACAGGAACCAGAGUAAAGAAAACUAACGUUAGUAAUAGCUAAAAUUAGAAGCGCACGUAUUGCAAGUCUCCGCCGAGCAUCCAACGGCUUUGCCAGGCCCCGUAGGCAUUUCCGACAACCUUUUUUUGGGUGUCCGUCUGCCCUACGCCUCGUACCGAUCGAUUUUGUGUUGACCCGAACUAUCGUCGACCCGAAAAGUCGGGACGCGCCAUUUUGAACAAUCUUUUUAUAAGACACUAGAAAAAGAAAGAAAUUGAUUUAUUUCGAAUUGCAGACCUUUCCGAUGCCUUCGAUCUGCUGGACAUGGACAAGGACGGGAAUCUCAGCCGUGCUGAAGUCGCCUGCCUUCUCCGCACCAUAAAUGUCGACCCAAACCGAAGCGAACUUAAUUUCAUCUUCCAUGAGAUGGACAGGCAUGGUAUGUGAACAACAACUACCAGGAAUAUGAGCAUGUAAUCUUGUUGUUUGCAGAGACGGGGAAAAUAAACAAACAAGACUUCUUGGAAUACAUGAAAUGCCCGCCAAUUCAUCAAAUCACAGUGGCUGAUUUGGAGAAACAAUUUAAAGAUCAUGACAAGGAUAGCGAUGGCAACAUCACUAAAGGUGAGUUAUACGGAGAAAUUCAAUUUUUGCAUGUUUUUGAAAUUAGCUUUUUUGGACUUGAACUUCCGUUCUUUGCGGUUCGAAACUUUUUGAAUGGCCCAAAAACAGACCGAAUUUAAAAUUUAAAGUUUCUUUAUCGGCUUCUCUUUAUAUCCGGCAUGGAUCUGACGAGGAUGUACGUCAUUCAAAACACUGUGUAGGAAGGGUCCAAAAAGCGGAGAGGAGAUACGUUGGAAGGGAAAAUAAUGAAAUUAAAAUCAGCAAAAAAUUAUUUUAAAAUAUUUUAUUUUAAUCUUUCGGCAAUUCUCGCUAUUUUCAGAUGAACUAGCUGAGAUCCUCCUCCUAACCGCCGACAUUUCCAAUCUUGACAUUGUGGAGUACAUGUUCGAACAGUCGGACAAAGACAACACCGGGAAAAUAUCCUUUGAGCAAUUCAUUGAACUCAUGAAGUCCUCCUAA
Messenger RNA from Bursaphelenchus xylophilus (pine wood nematode), 1299 nucleotides. NCBI's taxonomy places the organism in Eukaryota, Metazoa, Nematoda, Chromadorea, Rhabditida, Aphelenchoididae. The record is from the annotation of a GenBank genome assembly.